Bufo gargarizans (Asiatic toad) is the source of this 2305-nucleotide messenger RNA. It is a transcript of the gene LDLRAD3, whose product is annotated as low density lipoprotein receptor class A domain containing 3. The coding region runs from base 115 to 1209 and encodes 364 amino acids. Gene Ontology annotation, cellular component: plasma membrane. Gene Ontology annotation, biological process: receptor-mediated endocytosis. The transcript is spliced from 6 exons. Gene Ontology annotation, molecular function: protein binding. Lineage: Eukaryota; Metazoa; Chordata; Amphibia; Anura; Bufonidae. The record is from RefSeq and is a predicted model, not a curated record.
ACUGCGCAUGUGCCAGGCUCUCUCACGCGCACACACUGGCCGUGUCACCCACACACACGGGGGAUCUGCUUCCAGGGGAAGGGCACGAUGAGUCCCGGGCUGCCGUGAUACUGAAUGGAUAGCGCCGUGCCCGGGCAGUGUGUGGCCCCCACCAGAGGCCGGGCCGCCCCUGCUUUCCGGGACAUGUGGCUCCUCUGUCUCAUGUUGGGCUCUGUAGAAGGACAACUGAUACCUGGAAGCAACAGUACAAGAUGUAACUCCCCCGGGAACUUCAUGUGCAGCAGCGGGGACUGUAUUCCUGGUAGCUGGCAGUGUGAUGGGUCACCCGACUGCUUUGACAAGAGCGAUGAAAAAGAGUGUCCUAAAGCCAAAUCCAAAUGUGGCCCAAAGUUCUUCCCCUGUGCCAGUGGGAUCCACUGCAUUAUCGGGCGCUUCCAGUGUAACGGGUUUGAGGAUUGUCCUGACGGGAGUGACGAGGAGAACUGCACCGCUCACCCCUUGCUCUGCUCCAGUUCUCGAUUCCACUGCAAUAACAAGAUGUGUAUAGACACAAGUUUUGUGUGUAACGGAAAGAACAACUGUCGUGACAACAGCGACGAGAAGCAUUGCCCGAACUCACAAGAGGGCGCCAGCGAGCAGGAGUACGUGUCGUCUGAGAUCCAGCUUCUCUACUACCCCAGUAUUACGUACACCAUCAUCGGGAGCUCGGUCAUCUUCGUGUUGGUGGUGGCUUUGUUGGCCCUCGUCCUGCACCAUCAGAGGAAACGUACCAACCUCAUGAGUCUCCCUGUGCAUCGGCUGCAGCACCCACUGCUCCUCUCCAGGCUGGUGGUCCUGGACCACCCGCACAACUGCCGAGUCACCUACAACGUCAACAGCGGUGUCCACUACGUGUCUAGUGAGGGCUAUCAGCCGCCGAUGAACAUUGAAUCUCCGCCGUCUUAUAACGAGGCAGUGCUGGACGACAACUCCUGCCCUCCCUGGUUCUCCCUGCCGCCACCACCGUAUUCGUCAGACCUGGAAACCUCCAGCCAGACAGAACUUCCUCCGUACCGCUCUCGAACAGGCAGCGCCACAAGCAUGGGCUCUACGACGGGCAACACCCUGGACACACCCAGCAGCUCGUGGGAUUCGGCUAGCCCCUCUGAAGCGCAGGAAACAGCGUCGUCUCCCAGCGAUUCUCAGCUAAAUACCGCGCUGGAGGUCUGAAGGCUGCGAAACCCACCUAGAGUGAAGACGGUUCUACAAGGCACUCUAGGGGGGGACAAAAAGACACUAAAAAAGUUUCAUAGGUUGGUCUAUGGCCUCUUGUUACCAGCAAAUGUCCCUUCUAUUUUUCUAGAGUUCAGAGGUAUAUUUUUUUAGAUGUUUUCUCUCCUUCCAUUUGUAUUGUUUUCAUGUUAUUAUUGUGCUGUUUUUUUUUGUAUGUUUUCCUCUAAAAGCAAUAAGGCACUUAGACCAGACCAGGGUGUAGAUUGUGUGGUUGGUACAGAAGAUUAAACGCGGGCUACAGAAUGGCUCAAAAUUGGACUUCUUCACAAUGCACUUCUCUCCUUCAAACCAUGGAGGAAGCCAUCUUCUGGAUGGAACCGAUCUUAAAACGACUGUCCACGAAUAGACACAAAUUGGCUGCUUUCUCCAAUAUACAGCCCCACACCUGGCCACAGGUUGUGUGUGGUACUGCAGCUCAGCUCCAUUCCCUUCAAUGGACCUGAGUGGCAAAUACCAGACACAACCAGUGAAAAGGUGUGGCGCUGUUGAUGAAAGAAGGCAGCCACUUUAAUGUAUUCAGUUGGUUGGAAAUUAGUUUUCUGCAGACAGACCCCAUUAACUUACACUGACAUCUAGUGUUAAAUGGUGAGGAGAAGGAAUAGAGAGGGGGGGGUAACAACUCUUCAGCCUUGCUUCUACUUCUGGGCACCUAAAGUUCACCUACCAUAUAGAUGGUGGCACACCAGGUGAACAAUUUUUAAGGGGUGAUUGCAUAGAUUGCCAUACAAGUUAGAUCAUGGAUGCUCAACCUGCUGGCCCUCCAGCUGUUGUAAAACGACAACUCCCACCAUGCCCUGCUGUAGGCUGUCUGGGAAUGAUGGGAGUUGUCGUUUUGCAACAGCUGGAGGGCCGCAGGUUGAGCAUGCAUGAGUUAGAUGAAUGUUGGACAGACCUGACCACCAUUGCAGGUAGGACUGGCCAACCAUUUAGAGUAUAGUUGGGUGUCGGAACUUUCCCUGACUAGAGAUGUUGGGGUGGAAAGCAGGGUCCAGCAUGUUGGAUUCCAGCAUGCCGAUCCUUUCGGGUUGCAGAU